UGUCAUUUCAUACGUCAAACAAAUGUUAAAUGUGUCAUACUCAAACUUUACUGAUAAAUAAAGUCUAGGUGUGGUAAAAAAUUUAUUGCAAUAAUUUGCAACAAUGUCGGCUACCUUAAAACCUUAUUUAACUGCCGUACGCCACACAUUAACUUCAGCUAUGUGUCUCGAACAUUUUUCAUCGCAAGUUGUUGAAAGAUACAACAAGCCUGAAGUCGAAGUACGGACAAGCGAAGAGCUGUUAUUAAAUCCAGUGAUAAUAUCACGGAAUGCGAAUGAGAAAGUAUUAAUUGAGUCAUCGAUAAACUCUAUAAGAGUCAGCAUUAUGAUCAAGCAAGCAGAUGAAAUAGAGAAAAUUCUGUGUAAAAAGUUUAUGAGGUUCAUGAUGAUGCGAGCGGAAAAUUUUAUCGUUCUCCGCCGGAAACCGGUGGAUGGAUAUCAUAUCAGCUUCCUGAUUACAAACUUCCAUACCGAACAAAUGUAUAAACAUAAGCUGGUCGAUUUUGUCAUAUAUUUUAUGGAGGAGAUUGAUAAAGAGAUUAGUGAAAUGAAACUUGCUGUAAAUGCUAGAGCUAGAAUUUGUUCAGAAGAAUUUUUAAAGAGAUUUUAAGUGUUUCCAAAACUUAGCUAUUGUGGAAGUGACUAUCCUGUAUUGUUUUACAACUAAUAAUACUUAAAA
Molecule: messenger RNA, 679 nt
Organism: Papilio machaon (common yellow swallowtail)
Lineage: Eukaryota; Metazoa; Arthropoda; Insecta; Lepidoptera; Papilionidae
Gene: Arpc4
Product: actin-related protein 2/3 complex subunit 4
Exons: 1
Coding region: 104-610 (168 amino acids)
Biological process (GO): Arp2/3 complex-mediated actin nucleation; actin filament polymerization
Cellular component (GO): actin cytoskeleton; Arp2/3 protein complex
Molecular function (GO): actin filament binding
Source: RefSeq, a predicted model, not a curated record